Caenorhabditis angaria is the source of this 2106-nucleotide messenger RNA. The record is from the annotation of a GenBank genome assembly. NCBI's taxonomy places the organism in Eukaryota, Metazoa, Nematoda, Chromadorea, Rhabditida, Rhabditidae.
AUGGCCGAAUACAAAUCGUUUAAAAAUUUGAAAAUUGACGAUUUGGGUGACUUUGUUUUCAAAGUUUCACUUAAUCGUCCUCGAAAAUACAAUGCAUUGAAUUUGGAUAUUUGGUUGUGAGUUGUUUUUGUUUUUGGUCAUUUUUAAUCUCAAAAAUUAUCCAUUAUCCAGUGAAAUCGGCGAUGUUUUCAAAAAAUUGGACGCCGAUUCAAAUUGUCGAUGUAUUAUUUUGGAAGGCGAAGGAAAACAUUUUACAACUGGAUUGGAUUUGACAGGUUAGAAUAAAUAACAUUAAAAUUGUUCAUAGAAAGCAAAUUGAAUAUUAUAAAAAUUAAGGGAAAUCAAGACAAAAAACCUUUAAUCAUAUUUUUUGGUGUUUGGAGAAAAGUUUUUUAGGUUUUUCUUUUUGACAUCUCUAUUCUCAAGAAUUUGCCAACUUUUGCAACAAAGAUUGUGACAUUUGGUUAAGUAUGAACGAUUUUAGCAUUUUUUGUGAAAAAACGAAAAAUGGUUUUGAGGUUGGAAAAAAAUUCACAAACCGUCAUGUUGUCUGGCGUCUCUCUUAUGUGUUUCUAUCUCUCAUUUUCUCUCUUUCUCUCCUCGUCUCUUCUAGACGCAACACUCUCUCGUUUAUUUUUUCAAUUCGGUUUUUUGGUGAAAUCAGAAAAUUUCACGAUUUUCACCGAGAACAUGCAAUUAUGCUAUAGAAAUGGAGUAAUUAUUCGAUAAAGAAAAUUAUGAAACCAAAUUAUUAUUUUAAAUUCAGAUAAAUCUUAUAUAUAAUUUAUCCUCUCCAAAAGUUUGAUAAAAGUAUUUGAAAUAUUCUUUAGAAGCUUAGAAAAGUUUACCAAAUUAAAUGUUUCUAGAAGUAACUGGUGCUCAUGGAGAUGAAGAUGUUGAUCAUGCGAGACGAGGAAGAAGAUUAUUCCCACUUAUCAAGAAAAUGCAACAAUCGUUCACAGAAAUUGAAAAUUGUACAAAACCCGUACUUGUUGGAAUUCAUGGAUAUUGUCUUGGAGGAGGAAUUGAUAUUAUAACAGCUACAGAUGUUCGAGUUGCUACUAAAGAUUCGAUAUUUUCAGUCAAAGUGAUUUGAAUCAUCACAGAUUUUUCAUUGAAAAACAACAUUUUUCAGGAAGUUGAUAUUGGAAUGGCAGCUGAUGUUGGAACAUUGAAUCGUCUUCCAAAAUGUGUUGGAAAUCAAAGUUGGGUCAAAGAUAUUUCAAUAACUGCCAGACAUUUUGGUGCUGAUGAAGCGUUGAAUUUUGGUUUGAUAAGUCGAGUUUUUUCAACUCGUGAAGAAAUGCAAACCGAAUUAUUGAAAAUGGCGAAAUUGAUAUGCACAAAAAGUCCAGUUGGAGUUCAAGGAACUAAAGUUGUUUUGAAUUAUUCAAGAGAUCAUACAGUUCAAGACAGCUUGAAUUAUGUUGUGAGUUUGAUUCGAGGGGAAUUUUAUAUUUUUCAAUACAAAAAUAUUCAAAUAGCCUGACAGACCCAGAAAUUAGCUGACAAAAAUUUGAUAAUGUGGUCCAAAAAUGCAACAUUUAUUUUCUUCUUUGGUCCCUUCAAAAAAAAACUGUGCACCCUUUCAGUGGUACCCAUUCAGUUUUUCCCAACAUUUUUCCCCCUUUCACAAAAAAACCGAAUUAAAAAAAUAAACGAGAGAGUGUUGUGUGUAGAAGAGAAGAGGAGAAAAGGAGAGAAAAUGAGAGAUAGAAACGCAUAAGAGAGACGCCAGACAACAUGAGGUUUUGUGAAUUUUUCCAACCUCAAAACCAUUUUUCGUUUUUUCACAAAAAAUGCUAAAAUCGUUCAUACUUAACCAAAUUUCAACAUCUUUGCUGCAAAAGAUGGGAAAUUCUUGAGAAUAGAAAUGGCAAAAAGAAAACCUCAGAAACUAUUCACCAGACAGCAAAAAAAGAAAAAAUUGAGAAUUAAAAGAUUGAUUUGAAGAGAAAAUGAAGAUAAUUUCUAAAAAUAUUGUAAUAUUGCAUUUUUUUAAUUCAGGCAACAUGGAACAUGUCGCAAUUAUUUACUGAAGAUAUGAUGAAAGCUGGAAUGGCUAUAAUGACUAAAGAACCACUUCCACCAUUUUCAAAAUUAUAA